AUGGCAGCCCGGCUGCCCACCCUGCGCCUGCUGCUCUUGCUGGGGAUGUGGGCCAUCCCUGGCCACCGAGGAGCCGCCCUGGGCCCUGGAGAGCCCAGCCUGCAGCUCACCGGCGGCAGCUGCCGCUGCACCGGGAUGCUGGAGGUGAAAUGGGAGGGCAAGUGGAGCCGUGUGUGCCGGAACAGCAUGAGCGAGGCCAACAUGGAUGAUAUUUGCCAGCGGCUGGGCUGCGGCCCCCUCAUUGCCGAGCCCCUCCAGCUUGUCUUCGCCGGCGGGAAGGAGCCACGCACGCGGCCGCUGCGGUGCCUGCGGCUGGCGGCCACCCUGACCGGGUGCUACUGGAUGCCGGCAAACUGCACGGAGCAUGUCAUCCUCGCCUGCAGCGAGCCGGUGAAAACCACCCCCGAGCCUCCGCCGGUACCCCCGGCCACCACCCCGGAGCCCACCGGACCCGCCAGGCUGCGGCUGGUGGACGGGGACUUCGGCUGCUCAGGCUUCGUGGAGCUGCAUAAGCAGGGGCUGUGGGGAGCCGUGGCAGGCAGCCCGGGCAUCCAGCCGGAGCUGGCCACCCACAUCUGCCAGGCUCUCCGUUGUGGCACCGCCAUCGAAGGCCACAGCCACGCCAAGCCGGAGCGGGAAAGCCAUUUGCCGGUGCGGUGGGAGGUGGUGGAGCCUUGCGAGAGCCGUCUACUCCUCGACUGCUUCAACAGGACCAGCGCCCGGCGGGGGAAAGAGCCUGCCUUCAUCAUCUGCUCGGGCUCCCAGCCCCAGGCCCUGCGGAGGCUGGCGGACGGCCCCACGCCUUGCGAAGGGGACAUCGAGGUCUUUCACGAGGGGCGGUGGCGGGUGCUGUGUGACAACCAGGCGCAGCGAGCCGAGCGGGGCAGGCAGCUGUGCCAGGAGCUGCGGUGCGGGAACCUCUCCUCCAGCGUUGAGAUCCGGGAUCUGCCCUCGAUGGGUGUCACUUGUAGGGUCCCCACGCUGCACCUCUGCCCCACCAGACUCGGGGCCCCCCAUGCCUGCUCCCGGACCAGAGUCGUGUGCCAGGACUCGAAGCCGCAUCCCACCGGCACGGCGGCAGGCACCAUCGUGAGCAUCUGCCUGGCCCUGCUUCUCUUCGGCAUCCUCCUGCUCAUCUGCGGCCCUCCUGCCUACAGGAGGCUGAUGAAGAGAAUCUCCAAAAAGAAGCAGCGCCAGUGGAUCGGCCCCACGGGACUCAACCAGACGGUCUCCUUCCACCGCAACAGCACCGUCACCCUGAGGCCGCGGGCAGAGGGGCAGCGGGUGCAGGGGGGGGACAACGACUACGCUCAGCCCCCCCAGAAGAGCUCCUACCUCUCGGCUUACCCAGCCCUGGAAGGCAUGUGCAGAGCUUCCAAUCCUCCGGAUAACUCCUCCGACAGCGACUACGACCUGCACUCUGCCCGCAGAGCGUGA
Molecule: messenger RNA, 1437 nt
Organism: Gymnogyps californianus (California condor)
Lineage: Eukaryota; Metazoa; Chordata; Aves; Accipitriformes; Cathartidae
Gene: CD5
Product: CD5 molecule
Exons: 10
Coding region: 1-1437 (478 amino acids)
Biological process (GO): T cell costimulation
Cellular component (GO): plasma membrane
Source: RefSeq, a predicted model, not a curated record